GGGGCGGGGCGGCAGGUGCGGAGAUGCGGGCGGAGCGCGGGUAGCAGAGCCCCGCGUUCAGGGCGCCCCGUGUGGUGAGCGCGCGGCAUGUCGCAAGGGCCCCCGGCGGGCAGCGUCCUGCAGAGGAGUGUGACGGCGCCUGGGAACCAGCCGCAGAGCCCAGAGGAUGAUGACAGGAAGGUUCGAAGGAGAGAGAAAAACCGGGUUGCUGCUCAGAGAAGCCGGAAGAAGCAGACCCAGAAAGCUGACAGGCUCCAUGAGGAGCAUGAGUGCCUGGAGCAGGAGAAUGCCGUGCUGCGCAGGGAGAUUUCAAAGCUGAAGGAGGAGCUGCUGCAUCUGAGCGAGGCUCUGAAGGAGCAUGAGAAGAUGUGCCCGCUGCUGUGCCCUAUGAACUUUGUGCAGCUUCGGCCAGACCCUGUGGCCAGCUGUCUGCCACGAUGACAUCUUGGCUCGCUCCCCUUUUGUCCAGCUCAGAACCUUGGUUUGCACACCCAAGAGUUUCCCUGCACACCUGUGUCCAGAGGUACCUGUGGCUGUGCCCCUUCUAGGAGCUCUGGGGCCAGCCUGGGCUCAGCAUGUGCUCUGAGGGCAUCUGCCCUAGAGCAGUGGAUCCAGAAGGCCGCCCAUAGGGAGGCUGCCCUUUGGAGUCACUCCUCACCCCACUUUGGCAGCUAGCCGGUCCUGUCCUUAGGCAGGACCUUUCGUCUAGAAUUUGGAUAAUAAAGAUAGUUACCACGUU
This is a messenger RNA of Peromyscus maniculatus bairdii (prairie deer mouse), 739 nucleotides long. It is a transcript of the gene Batf3, whose product is annotated as basic leucine zipper ATF-like transcription factor 3. Gene Ontology annotation, cellular component: nucleus. Lineage: Eukaryota; Metazoa; Chordata; Mammalia; Rodentia; Cricetidae. Gene Ontology annotation, molecular function: DNA-binding transcription factor activity, RNA polymerase II-specific; RNA polymerase II cis-regulatory region sequence-specific DNA binding. Gene Ontology annotation, biological process: regulation of transcription by RNA polymerase II. The record is from RefSeq and is a predicted model, not a curated record.